This is a messenger RNA of Drosophila navojoa, 2340 nucleotides long. Its product is annotated as sodium- and chloride-dependent GABA transporter 1. Gene Ontology annotation, biological process: nitrogen compound transport; sodium ion transmembrane transport; amino acid transport. The record is from RefSeq and is a predicted model, not a curated record. Gene Ontology annotation, cellular component: plasma membrane. Gene Ontology annotation, molecular function: glycine:sodium symporter activity. NCBI's taxonomy places the organism in Eukaryota, Metazoa, Arthropoda, Insecta, Diptera, Drosophilidae.
GCAGCACUUCAAUAAAAAAAAAAUAUAAAAAAAAAAAUACAGCCGAUUGCCAAUAGCCAAUUGACAAUUGCCAAUGACGUAGCCGCUGCCAAGGUGGCUGAUUAGCUUGCGAGCAGCAUGAAGGGCAUCUGCGGCGAUGCCAUGCAGCAGCUGAACCAAUGCAUGCUGCUGGCCGACUGUGACAAUGCAUCCGUUGGAAAUGGCAUUGCAAGUGCAACAACAACAACAACAACAGUUGCCAAUGGAAAUGGAAACGGGAUUGGGAAUGCAAAUGAAAGUGGCAGAGGUGCAUCGCCGGCGCGUCGCGUUUUUCGCGCCCGUCAGGUGCAAAGCCUGGCCAUACGGAACACCAGCUCCUAUGACACCAUGGAGCGACCCUUUCGACCCGACAAUCUGCGCGGUCGUUGGGCCAAAUCGGCUGAUUUCUACUUUGCCAGCUCAAGUUACGCCUUCAGCACUAUGGUCUUCUCGGAUGCCCCGGUCUGGGGUCUGUAUUUCGGUGGUUGGAAAUACUAUCUAAGUGCUUACCUGUUGUCAAUUUGUUUUUAUUCACUGCCCAUAUUUCUAAUACAAACUUUUUUGGGACAAUUUUCCACAUCGGGCGCCAUUUCGGCAUUUCGUGUGUCGCCCAUAUUCAAGGGCAUUGGUUAUUCCAUUUUACUGCUUAAUCUGGGCACACUCACUUACUAUAGCAUCAAUGCAGCUGUGCCAUUCAUCUAUGCCGUCAAUUCGUUCCGUAAAGUUCUGCCCUGGAUGAGCUGCAACAAUACGUGGAACACAGCCGAGUGCUCCACGCACAGUGAAUAUAAUGAGGAUGCGCUGAUACAAAAGCCACACGCCAUUGUGGAAUUCUUUCACUCUGUGAUAGGUUCGAUCACAUCAGAUUCCAGCUCUUGGACCAUAUCUUGGCCCAUGGUGCUCGCCAUUAUGGGCAUCUGGUGCAUUGUGCUCGUGCUGCUGCUGAGCAACGUCUCAUUGAUUGGCAAAACACUGCGCUGUGCUGGGGUUGUGAUGUUCAGCUUCUUUGUGGCCGUCUUCGCUUACCUGGUGAUCCACGAGCAGGUUAACUGGGAGUCAUUCCUUGAGUAUCUGCACCCCACAGUGCCCAGCUGGAGUGCCAUUCAGGCCGGACUGGGCACGGCCAUAUUGCAGGCGAGCAUGGUGCUGGGUCCUGGCUGGGGCAGCAUCAUAACGCUCGGCAGCUACAAUAGCUUUCGCAGCGAUUCCGAACGCCUCAGCAUUUGGGUGUGCAUCACCCAUGUGCUCGUCACGAUGAUGGCCUUGAUCUGCGGGCAUGUGGCCAACGAUCAUUUUGAACUGCAUGUGGCCAUGUGGCAUGUGGAGAAGAAGCAUACGAUACAGUUCCUUUAUCUGGCCCAUGCUUAUCUCCUGGGAAGUUUUACCACAGUGCCGCGACUCUGGUCUUUUCUGUUCUUUACCAUCAUCUUUCUAGCCGAGCUGAGUGCAUUGAUCAUUCAAAUGAUGUCGGUUUUGACUGCCAUCUUCGAUGAGUUCGAGCAGCUGCGACCCAGAAAGAGGACCAUUACGAUAUUCCUGGUUCUGUGGCUGAUGCUCAUAUCCCUCUACUUCUGCACCAGGCUGGGCUUUAGCCAAGUUAGCGCCUUGUCCUACAUGUCGGUAUUCACACAGAUCAUCAUCUCCGCCUUGUUAAUAGUCAUGGCUACUUGGAUAUACGGACGCGUGCGCUUCCAAUGUGAUCUCCAAUUCAUGCUGGGGAAAACGAUCUCAAAUUUUAAGAUAACUUGCAUACGAUUCGUGGUGCCCUUUUUCCUCGGAGUCGCCUUGUGGCAGACUAUCUAUAUGAUGUCGGUGAACGGUGUCGAGGACACCUUGAUAUGGGUCAGUCAGAGUCUGAUAUAUCUGGUUGCCCUGGGCUACAUGGUCUAUCGAAUCUGCCAGACCAAUGGCAACUGGCGCAAACGGAUGCGGCAAUGCUUCUCUCCCCACGAUUGGCAUCCGGUGAACGCGGACAAUCGCCGGUUCUAUGAGGAGAUUAUGGGCACCUCCGAAAUGCUUGUCAUUGAUAAUGGCAACGUCGCCUAGCAGAACUGCAUAGUGCCUAACUUACUCAUAAUUUUGGUACUUUUUAUUUUGAUAUUGUACUUAAGCGAUGGACCUGCUACUCAGGUCGAACUGAACCUAAUUGCGUGCAUUGAACAGCUGAAAUAUUUUAGAUGAGCGCAAGUUAUUUCGUUUCUAUUGAAUGUACUGAUAUUUCCCAAAUCUAGUUAUAGAGAACAAUAAACUGGUGAUAUUUGUAGUUGCAUAUAUAUGUUAGAUAUACAUACAUAUAUCUGUAUGAAUAAAACAGCAAAGAGC